Anisakis simplex (herring worm) is the source of this 1563-nucleotide messenger RNA. NCBI's taxonomy places the organism in Eukaryota, Metazoa, Nematoda, Chromadorea, Rhabditida, Anisakidae. The record is from the annotation of a GenBank genome assembly.
AUGCAAACCGUGAGAACGUUGGAGCAAGCGGAUAUAGCGGGAUUACGGAAGGCUUUAGAGGAUUGUGAAGCUGAGAAGAAAUUAGUGGAAGAGGAUUACAAGAUUAGGGUAGCAGAGCUCUCUCGUCGAAUGGACUUAUUCCAAGAGGAAAAUAAAAAGUUGAAAGGCGAUCUCUUAGAAAUGAAAUCAAAACAUCGAGAAUUGGAGAUGGAAUACAAUGGAACAAUAAGAAAAAUCAAUGAAAAGGAUGUGACCAUUAAAAAUUUGGAGCUGCUGAAAACAAAUCUGCUGAAAGAGCUGGAGAAUGAGCGGGUCAGAUUUGACGCUGUAACAUCCGAGUUGGACAAUCUCCAAGUGGAUUUUGAUUCUAAAACGAAAACUACCGUAGCCGUUGAGAUGACUGUCAAGGAGCUGAAGCGACAAAGGGACGAAAUCAGCAAAGAAAAAGAGGACCUUUCAAAGCAUUUGGUCGAGUUGUCACGUCGAUUGGCAUCCGAAAUCAAGCGGGGAGACGACGCGGAAUACAUAAUGCAACGUAUUAUUUAUUAUUAUUUAUUAUUAUUUAUUAUUAUUAUUUUUAUUGUUGUUGUUAUGAUCGUUACCUUCGCAGAGAAUAUGAACGACAUUGGACGAAUGGAGGGCGACUUGCUGGAUAAUGAGAAGCAAAUUUUGGCGUUGAGACAACAGAACGACGAAAGUGACACGAAGUUGGCGACUCUCAACGCGAAAAUAUCGAACUUGGAAAAUUGCCAAGCGUCCAGCGCUCGCGAAAUUCAGAAACUAACUGAACUGAACGCAAAACUACAGCAGGAGAAACAGGAUAUCAUGAGUUUGAAACAAAAGUGUGACGUCAUGGUGGAUUUGCUGAAAGAUAAACUGCGCAAAAUGGAUGUUGAAAUGGAGAAGCUGAAAGGCGAAAAUAGAGAGCUGCAAGAGCGCGAAGAUGCAGCGCAAAAGCAACAAAAAGAAGACGCCAACAAAGUGCAUCAGCUAGCGAUGGAGCUGAAAGAGGCGGGCGCGGAAAUUCAAGAGCUCGAACGAAAAUUGGCGCAAGUGGCUGAAGAUGAUCAACUGAGAUUGCAACAAACGCGACAGGCAUCUUCAGAUCAAGUAACUCAUCUCGAAGUUACCGAAAUAACCGAGACCAAAGUCAAGCAAUUAGGCGACAAGCAUAAAUUGGAAAUUGAAAAACUCGAGAAUGAUAAGAAGCGUAUAGAGGAUUUGCAAGACCACGAAGGGACGCUUCGAGCGGAAUUAAAGGAUUGGCAAGAGAAGCACGCAGUGACGCACAAGGAACUGCAGACUGUACGCGAUCAGCUCGAGAAUGAGCAUCGUGACUCCGAGAAGGAGAUUCAAAAAUGGAAAACCGAAUUGUAUACGGUGCAAAUGGAGCUGAAAAACUUCGAGGCUGCCAACGAAACGCAAAAAUCUCAAUUGGCCAUUGCAAGUGAACGUGGUGCUGCGUUGAACAAGACGGUGACAGAGCAGAGCGGACGAAUACGUGAAUUGAACGCCCAAGUGCGACGCUUGGAAGAGUCGCUCUCAGACGUGAACUCGACUCUU